GCGCGGACUAGAGCCGUGAACUUCCCCAGCAGGACCGCGCUGCUCCUCCCCGGAGUGACGCCCUCCGCCCAUGGGCCUGGCCGGGGGCAACCGGCGGGCGGCGCGGAGGAGGCGGCGACAGGUGGCGCGCAGCUGGGCCGGAGCCGGGUCAGGCCAUGGCCGCCUCCGAGCGGCUCUACGAGUUGUGGCUGCUCUACUAUGCGCAGAAGGACCUGGCCUACCUGCAGCAGUGGCUGAAGGCCUUCGUGGGUGCCUUUGAGAAGAGCAUCUCCCUGUCCUCCCUGGAGCCACGAAGGCCAGAGGAGGCAGGUGCCGAAGUGCCGCUGCUUCCGCUAGAUGCGCUGCAUGUGCUGGCCGAGCAGCUGGACCAGGGGGACCUGGAGCAAGCCCUGCUGCUGCUGAAGCUCUUCAUCCUCCUCUGCAGGAACCUGGAGAAUGUAGAGGCAGGCUGGGGCCGGGUGCUGGUGCCCCGAGUGCUGGCCCUGUUGACAGCACUGGUGGCCGAGCUGAAAGGGACCCCACCACCCCAGGAGAGCCGAGGGACCCAGCUGGAGAACGUGGCCCUCUACGCCCUGCUCCUUUGUGAGGGCCUCUUUGACCCCUACCAGACCUUGAGGCGUCAGCACAGUGGGGAAGUCAUCAGCUCCAAGGAGAAGAGUAAAUACAAGUUCCCUCCUGCAGCUUUGCCCUGUGAAUUCAGCACCUUCUUCCAAGAGAGCCUGCAGGAUGCAGACCGAUGGCCUCCCGCCCUGCUGCUGCGACUCAUCCACCUCUUUAGUGCCAUCCUGGCAGGAGGAAAGGAGAACGGGCAGAUGGCCGUGAGCUCCGGCUCCGUGCAGGGCCUGCUGGGUGUGGUACAGAGCUGCGGCCGUGGAUCAGCCCAGGACCCUUGCCUAUUGUCACUGGCACUGGAGGCACUGGUGGGUGCCGUCCAUGUCCUGCACGCCAGCCGCGCUCCACCCCGUGGGCCUGAGCUCCGUGCCCUACUGGAGGGCUACUUCCGUGUCCUUAAUGCUGAUUGGCCGGCUGCUCCAAGCUCAGGCCCUGAAGAGGCCCCUGUCGCCCUGCGGGUCAGCAUGCUUGAUGCCAUCCCCCUGAUGCUGGCAUGUGAGGACCGCCCAGUGCUGCAAGCCACCUUCCUUAGCAACAACUGCUUUGAACACCUCAUGCGCCUCAUCCAGAACAGCAAGCUGUACUUGCAGGCCCGGGCACCCCCUGAGGGGGACAGUGACCUGGCUACCUGGUUACUGACUGAGCCCGAUGUCCAGAAGGUGCUGGACCAGGACACAGACACCAUCGCAGUACAUGUGGUCAGGGUGCUGACCUGCAUCAUGAGUGGCUCCCCCUCAGCCAAGGAGGUGUUUAAGGAACGCAUCGGCUACCCUCACCUUCAUGAGGUUCUGCAGAGCCAUGGUCCACCCACCCAUCGGCUGUUGCAAGAGCUGCUCGAUAUGGCGGUGGAGGGGGACCACAGCUUAUGCCCGCCUCCACCUAUCCGCAAUGAGCAGCCUGUGUUGGUGCUGAUGCAGUGGCUGCCAGCACUGCCCACUGCCGAGCUGCGGCUCUUCCUAGCACAACGGCUCCGGUGGCUCUGUGACAGUUGCCCUGCCAGCCGUGCCACCUGUGUGCAGGCAGGCCUGGUGGGCUGCCUAUUGGAGACACUCAGCACAGGGGCAGCCUUGGGGCCCCGCUGCCAGGAACAGCUGUUGGCACUGCUGCAAGCACUGGGCUGCGUGUCACUAAGACCCUUGGAGCUUCGUCACCUGCUAUGCCCCCCGCCAGGGCUGGACCCAGGGCAGGGCGGAACUGAGGUGGGGAAGGCCCGACACGCAGGGGCUGUCAUCCGCGCACUCUCAGGCAUGGCCCGGCAUCAAGGUCCUCCUCGUGCCUUGCGUUACUUUGACCUCACACCCAGCAUGGCAGGCAUCAUGGUGCCCCCUGUGCAGCGAUGGCCAGGGCCCGGCUUCACUUUUCAUGCCUGGCUCUGUCUGCACCCCACGGAUGCAGCACUUGCCUUGGCUCCUACCCGGCCACUCCAGCGAAAGCAGCUGUACAGCUUCUUUACCAGCAGCGGCUCAGGGUUUGAGGCCUUCUUCACGGUGGCUGGGACCCUGGUGGUAGCUGUGUGCACGCGAAAGGAGUACUUGACCAUGAGCCUGCCCGAAGUGACCUUCGCCGACUCUGCCUGGCACUGUGUAGCCAUUGUCCAUGUGCCUGGGCGCCGGCCCUUCAGCCAGAACCUGGUCCAUGUCUACAAGGAUGGCCAUCUGGUCCGGACAGCACCCCUUCGCUGUCCCUCCCUCAGUGAGCCUUUCUCUUCCUGCUGCAUCGGCUCUGCUGGGCACCGCACAACGACCACCACCACGGGGCCGCCCAUGCCACCAGGCCCCACUGCCUUGGAGCAUACUCACCCUGCCCUCACCCGCUCCCAGUCAGUGCCAGCCUCCACAGGGCUCGGCUGGGGGUCCGGGCUGGUGGCCCCCCUGCAGGAGGGCAGCAUCAGCUCCACCCUUGCAGGCACCCAGGACACCCGGUGGGGCAGCCCCACCUCUCUGGAGGGCGAGCUGGGGGCCGUGGCCAUCUUCCAUGAAGCCCUGCAGGCACCGGCCCUGCGGACUCUGUGCGCCCUGGGGCCCAACGAGAUGGCACCCUUUAAGCCCGAGGGUGAACUGUACGAGCUGGGCACGAAGCUGCUCCUUCAUUAUUCACCUCAGGCCUGUAAGAACAAUAUCUGUCUGGACCUAUCCCCUGGCCAUGGGCUGGAUGGUCGCCUGACGGGCCACAGGGUAGAGACCUGGGAUGUUAAGGAUGUGGUAAACUGCGUGGGGGGCAUGGGGGCUCUGCUGCCCCUGCUGGAGCAAGUGGCUGAGCAGCCCCAAGAGGCUGAGGCAGGGCCAGCAGAAACGCAUGACCUCGUGGGCCCCGAACUGACCUCCGGCCGCAACGCUCAGGGCCUGCUCCUCCCCCUGGGCAAGUCUUCAGAGGAGAGAAUGGAGAGGAACGCAGUGGCUGCCUUUCUGUUGAUGCUGCGGAACUUCCUGCAGGGCCAUGUUGUCAACCAGGAGAGCCUAGUGCAGUGCCAGGGGCCUGCCAUCAUUGGGGCCCUCCUGCGCAAGGUCCCUAGCUGGGCCAUGGACAUGAACGUGCUCAUGUCUGCCCAGUUGCUAAUGGAGCAGGUGGCAGCGGAGAACAGCGGGCCCCUCUUGUACGGGCUCUACCAGCAUCUGCUCUUCAACGUUCACCUCUGGACCCUCAGUGACUUUGCUGUGCGCCUCGGCCACAUCCAGUACAUGUCCAGCAUAGUCCGGGAGCACAGACAGAAGCUGCGGAGGAAGUAUGGGGUCCAGUUCAUCCUCGAUGCUCUGCGCACCCACUACAGCCCGCGCCGGGAGCGCCCCCUUGCGGCUGAUGACCUGCGCACAGUGCAGACUUCCCUCCUGGGCCUGGCACGGGAGUUCCUGGUGCGGAACUUCUCUGCUGAAGACAUGCAGGUUGUGCUGAACUUUUUGGCAGCCACAAGUGAUGAUGGCCAGGUGGUGGGUACGCUGGACCUGCUGCUGGCCCUGCUGCAGGGCUCCCCGGCACAGGAGUCCUUGGCUGUCUUCCUGUUGGAGCCGGGGAACCUCGAGGUGCUGCUGGCACUACUGGUGCGGCCCAGAUCACUGCCUCUGCUGCCCGACCGAGUCUGCAAGAUCCUGCGCAGACUGCAGCAGAAUGAGCGGUUACCUGAACGAUGCCGCCAGCGGCUCCGGCUGCGGGACUGUGGUCUCCAGGGUCUUGUCGCCUGCCUGCCUGAGGGGACCAUUUCCCCCCAACUCUGCCAGGGCCUCUACAAGCUGAUCCUGGGGGCAGAUUGUCUGAACCUCUCGGAUCUGCUGGCUGUGGUACAACUGUCCUUCCAGGCUGACCUCAGCAUCCGCCUGGACAUCUGUCGCCAGCUCUUCCACCUCAUCUAUGGACAGCCAGACGUGGUGCGGCUGCUGGCCCAGCAGGCUGGCUGGCAGGAUGUGCUGACCCGGCUGUAUGUCCUGGAGGCUGCCACAGCCAGCAGUCCCUCACCCUUUCUGCCGGAGCCACCCACCUCCCCAGAGCCAUCUCUGCCCAAGCCACCCACCGAGUCACCUGCUGAGCCUUCUGAUGUCUUCCUGCCCUCAGAGGCCCCCUGCCCUGACCCUGAUGCCUUUUACCAUGCCCUGUCCCCGUUCUGCACACCCUUUGACCUGGGCCUGGAACGGGCCAGUGUGGGCUCAGGCAACACUGCUGGUGGCGGCAGCGGCAGCGGGACCCUCACUCCGGCCAGCCAGCCUGGCACACCUUCCCCGCUAGACGGGCCGCGGCCCUUCCCUGCUGCCCCCGGCCGCCACAGCUCCAGUCUCUCCAAUGUGCUGGAGGAUGGCAGCCUCCCGGAGCCCACCAUCAGCGGGGAUGACACCUCUAAUACCAGCAACCCUCAGCAAACCUCUGAGGAGGAACUGUGCAACCUGCUCACCAAUGUGCUGUUCUCCGUGACGUGGCGGGGCGUGGAAGGCAGCGACGAGGCUGCCUGGCGGGAGCGGGGCCAGGUCUUCUCGGUGCUCACCCAGCUGGGGGCCUCAGCCACACUUGUGCGCCCACCGGACUACAUCAAGCGCAGCCUCCUGGAGAUGAUGUUGGAAUCAGCCCUGACAGACAUUAAGGAGGCGCCCCCAGGGGUCCUGGCUAGCCUCACCCAGCAGGCACUUUGGCUGCUGCGCCUGCUACAAGACUUCCUUUGUGCUGAGGGCCACGGUAACCAGGAGCUGUGGAGUGAGAAGCUCUUUGAAGGUGUGUGCAACCUACUCGAUCGCCUGGGAGCCUGGCCGCACCUGGCCAAUGGCACAGCUGAUCUCCGCGAGAUGGCACAGAUUGGCCUGCGUCUUGUGCUCGGCUACAUCCUGCUGGAGGACCCACAGCUGCAUGCCCAGGCCUAUGUGAAACUACACAUGCUGCUGCAGACGGUGGUGCCUGUCCGCCGGGAGGAGGCCUGCUAUGUGCUCUCCAAGCUGGAAGCCGCCCUGGGUCGGGCGCUGGACACCUCUUCCUCCCAGAUGGCCACGGAGAAUGGGCAGCCCCCACCCCCAGCCGCAGCAGCUACGGAGCGCUGUUCCUGGCUGGUGCCGCUGGUGCGCACGCUGCUGGACCGCGCCUACGGGCCCCUGGGACUACAGUGGGGUCUGCCCUCGCUGCCGCCCACCAACGGCAGCCCCACCUUCUUCGAGGACUUCCAAGCUUUUUGUGCCACACCCGAAUGGCGCCACUUCAUUGACAAACAGGUGCAGCCCGCCAUGUCGCAGUUUGAAAUGGACACUUAUGCUAAGAGCCACGACCUCAUGUCGGGUUUCUGGAACGCCUGUUACGACACACUCAUGAGCAGUGGGCAGCGGCGCCAGCGAGAGCGCAUGCGCAGUCGUCGGGCCUUCCAGGAGCUGGUGCUGGAACCCGCGCAGCGGCGAGCACGCCUGGAGGGGCUGCGCCACGUGGCGGCCCUGAAGCAGCAGGCAGCACAGCACUCCACCGCCCUGCUGCACUGGGGGGCGCUGUGGCGCCAGCUCUCCUGUCCCCGCGGGGCCUGGGCGCUGAGGGAGCCCCCGACCCCCCACUGGAAGCUGUCCAGUGCGGAGACGUACUCGCGCAUGCGCCUGAAGCUGGUGCCCAACUACCACUUCGACCCUCACCUGGAAGCCAGCGCCUUAAGGGACAACCUGGGUGAGGCUCCCCUGACACUCACUGAAGAGGCCUCACUGCCUCUGGCAGUGACCAAAGAAGCCAAAGUCAGCACCCCCCAAGAAGAGCUGCAGGAGGACCAGCUAGGCGAGGACGAGCUGGCUGCACUAGAGACCCCGAUGGAGGCGGUGGAACUGGAUGAGCAGCGUGAGAAGCUGGUGCUGUCGGCCGAGUGCCAGCUGGUCACAGUAGUGGCCGUGGUCUCCGGGCUGCUGGAGGUCACCACACAGCAUGUGUACUUCUACGACGGCAGCACCGAGCGUGUGGAAACAGAGGAGGGCAUUGGCCAUGACUUCCGGCGCCCGCUGGCCCAGCUGCGAGAGGUCCACCUCCGGCGUUUCAACCUGCGUCGUUCUGCACUUGAGCUGUUCUUCAUCGAUCAGGCCAACUACUUCCUCAACUUCCCCUGUAAAGCGGGCGGAACCCCAGCCUCAUCUCCUUCUCAGGCUCCCAGACCCCAACCCUACCCCACUCCACCCCACACUCAGGUACGGAACCAGGUGUACUCAUGGCUCCUGCGCCUGCGGCCCCCCACCCAAGGCUACCUAAGCAGCCGCUCCCCGCAGGAGAUGCUGCGUGCCUCAGGCCUUACCCAGAAAUGGGUACAGCGUGAGAUAUCCAAUUUCGAGUACUUGAUGCAACUCAAUACCAUUGCGGGGCGGACCUACAAUGACCUGUCUCAGUACCCUGUGUUCCCCUGGGUCCUGCAGGACUAUGUGUCCCCAACCCUGGACCUCAGCAACCCGGCUGUCUUCCGAGACCUGUCCAAGCCCAUCGGUGUGGUGAACCCCAAGCAUGCCCAGCUCGUGAGGGAGAAGUACGAGAGCUUUGAGGACCCUGCCGGCACCAUUGACAAGUUCCACUAUGGCACCCACUACUCCAACGCAGCAGGCGUGAUGCACUACCUCAUCCGCGUGGAGCCCUUUACCUCCCUGCACGUCCAGCUGCAGAGUGGCCGCUUUGACUGCUCCGACCGGCAGUUCCACUCGGUGGCGGCAGCCUGGCAGGCCCGCCUGGAGAGCCCUGCCGACGUGAAGGAGCUCAUCCCAGAGUUCUUCUACUUCCCUGAUUUCCUGGAGAACCAGAAUGGUUUUGACCUCGGCUGCCUCCAGCUGACCAACGAGAAGGUGGGCGACGUGGUGCUGCCUCCGUGGGCCAGCUCGCCCGAGGACUUCAUCCAGAAGCACCGCAGGGCUCUGGAGUCAGAGUAUGUGUCUGCCCACCUGCACGAGUGGAUCGACCUCAUCUUCGGCUACAAGCAGCGGGGGCCAGCAGCAGAGGAAGCGCUCAAUGUCUUCUAUUACUGCACCUAUGAGGGGGCUGUCGACCUGGACCACGUGGCAGAUGAGCGGGAACGGAAGGCUCUAGAGGGCAUUAUCAGCAACUUUGGGCAGACUCCCUGUCAGCUGCUGAAGGAGCCACAUCCGACGCGCCUGUCGGCUGAGGAAGCAGCCCAUCGCCUGGCGCGCCUGGACACUAACUCACCCAGCAUCUUCCAGCACCUGGACCAGCUUAAGGCCUUCUUCGCAGAGGUGGUCAGUGAGGGUGUGCCCCUGGUGCUAGCCCUGGUCCCCCACCGGCAGCCCCACUCCUUCAUCACCCAGGGCUCCCCAGACCUCUUGGUGACUGUGAGUGCCAAUGGGCUGCUGGGCACCCACAGCUGGCUGCCCUAUGAUCGCAACAUAAGCAACUACUUCAGCUUCAGCAAAGACCCCACCAUGGGCAACCCCAAGAUGCAGCGACUGCUUAGCGGCCCCUGGGUGCCAGGCAGUGGCGUGACUGGGCAGGCACUGGCUGUAGCCCCUGAUGGAAAGCUGCUGUUCAGUGGUGGCCACUGGGAUGGCAGCCUGCGAGUGACUGCACUACCCCGAGGCAAGCUGCUGAACCAGCUCAGCCGCCACCUUGAUGUAGUGACCUGCCUUGCACUGGACACGUGUGGCAUCUACCUCAUCUCAGGCUCUCGGGAUACCACGUGCAUGGUGUGGCGGCUCCUGCAGCAGGGUGGUCUGUCAGUAGGGCUGGCACCAAAGCCUGUGCAGGUCCUGUACGGCCACGAGGCUGCAGUGAGCUGUGUGGCCAUCAGCACUGAACUGGACAUGGCUGUGUCUGGAUCUGAGGAUGGAACUGUGAUCAUACACACUGUGCGCCGUGGCCAGUUUGUGGCAGCACUACGGCCUCCGGGUGCUGCAUUGCCUGGGCCCGUGUCCCACCUGGCACUGGGGUCUGAAGGCCAGAUUGUGGUACAGAGCUCAGCGUGGGAGCGUCCUGGGGCCCAGGUCACCUACUCACUGCACUUAUACUCCGUGAACGGGAGGCUGCGGGCCUCCCUGCCCCUGGCAGAGCAGCCUACGGCCUUGGCAGUGACAGAGGACUUUGUGUUGCUGGGCACGGCCCAGUGCGCCCUGCACAUCCUCCACCUAAACAAACUGCUGCCGGCCGCGCCGCCCUUGCCCAUGAAGGUGCCCAUCCGGAGCGUGGCGGUGACCAAGGAGCGCAGCCACGUGCUCGUGGGCUUGGAGGACGGCAAGCUGAUCGUGGUGGGCUCCGGGAAGCCCUCUGAGCUGCGCAGCAACCAGUUCGCGCGGAAGCUGUGGCGGUCAUCGUCGCGGCGCAUCACCCAGGUGUCCUCCGGUGAGACGGAGUACGGGUCCGGAGAAGCACGCUGACAGCCUGGCCGCCCCGGCUCCGCCCCCAGCGGGCCCGACCUGCAGGCAGGCCCCGCCCAGGCGCCGGCGGGAACACCGCGGAGUCGGCCGCGCGAGCGGGUGGGCGGGGCCCCACUCCCGCCCAGCUCGGGGAUUGGCGGGCGCGGCACUCCAGGAAGUCCCGCCCCUCGCCCUUAGAGGCGGGGCCACCCUGAAAUCCCGCGCUGCCUCCGCGCUCGCGGCUGCACAUUUUGCACAACCUGGGGCCAGGGGUCCCCGGCUUACGAGCCCCCAGUCCCGGCGGAGCACAGGGGUCGCCCGUGGCCUUAACCCCUCAAGGCGGCCCCAGCUCUCCGUUCUUGGCAAUAAACCCGGCCUAGUUUUGUAGCUGCUGUGUCUCCAAGUGUGCGUGCGUACGGCGUCGCGGACCGCGGUGGCCGCCUCGAGGCCGCCUGGCUCACAUUC
Messenger RNA from Lepus europaeus (European hare), 8852 nucleotides. RefSeq names its product neurobeachin like 2 (gene NBEAL2). Gene Ontology annotation, cellular component: cytosol; membrane. The transcript has 54 exons. Lineage: Eukaryota; Metazoa; Chordata; Mammalia; Lagomorpha; Leporidae. Gene Ontology annotation, molecular function: protein kinase binding. The record is from RefSeq and is a predicted model, not a curated record. Gene Ontology annotation, biological process: intracellular protein localization. Bases 156 to 8408 code for a protein of 2750 amino acids.